AAAACUGAGAAAACUUACAAAAACAAUAGUAACAAAAGUUUUAAUAAAGACAGCAUUCUAUUUAUUUCCCAAGAUAUUCAACUUCUUAUUUUGUUAGUUAAAUUCUUAAUUUUCUGAAACACCAAUUACUUUAUAAUACAUGUAAACAUAUAAAGAACGAUAGCUUGCAAAAUAAAACACUGAACAUCUCGAAAGUGAUACUUAAUUACAGAGAUCUCUAGUCAUUAAGACAUUUAUUUGCCAUUUAAUCUGUUAGCAACAUAUUUUAGCUAUAAAAGAUAAAAGCUACUCAAGAUUAUUGAUUGAAGUUUACUAACGAGAUUUAAUGCCAAUCUAGACAAGUGGAGAAAUGCCAAAAGCUUGUAUUGCAAAUAAUGGAUAAUAUUAACGCUGUGGAAACAUUCAAUAGAGGGUCUCUAGAGAAAAGAAAAUGUGAUAUAGAUAUAGAGAUGGAUUGAGGGGGCUGCUGCUUCAGUCAACCUAACCUGACGCGAUCAGCAGGCGGAUCUGGCGAGCGGACAGUGACAGACGUCAAGCGAGCACGUAUUCCUCUCGGCGCGUAUUUCUCUCAUCGAGUGUCGCGAAUGACUCGAUCGUAGCGUCGACGCGAAUUAUGGCGAAUCGUAAAAGGGCCGAUGAUCCAUGCCGUCGAUCGUUGCCGAAACGCCACUUGUGGUCCUCGUCGUCCGACGAGGAAGAGGAAAAAGAAGGGAAGACGGUAACCUCCUGGCCACCCUGCGUGGCAUGCAAAAACCCCUCGUCGCCAUCAGGGAACGAGAUCGUCUUCCCGUCCUCGUCGUCUGACGAGGAGAAGAUGACCCCCACUCGUUGCCGGGAUACUUUGGCCAAAAACAACCAGUCGCCGACGUCGGACCGUUUCGGCAGGAGUCGCAUCGACCCCGUCGAACAGUCAACAGGUCAAGAUCUGUCGUCGCGUCGCGACAACAACCCCUUCAGUUUUAAGGCCUUCCUGAAAAAUGGCAUUCAGCAAACAAACUAUCACAACACUGGGGCAAGGCCAAAGAUCUACUCGUCCUCCACAUCGAGUCCCAGCAGCAUCCUUGACAAGGACAACGCUGGCAGCGGUGUUUAUUCUGGCCGAAACCCAACGGAACUGCCAGACUUUGUGCAAGAUCAUUUGGUCAUUGAACAAUGUUAUCUGAAUCACGAGAACAAUCAACCUGUACUACCUGACGUGGAUAAUCUUCCAGAUUUUGCGUUGAAUAGUAUGGAACCAAGACAGUCUCGAUUGCGGAGCGAGACCAAAAAGAACGACUCCGAUGUCUUGUGCGACGAUCUACGAUCAUUUGAUCUCACUGAUACACUGCACAAAGGCUCGCCACACAGGGAUCAUUCUGUACAGAAUGCAAUGCAUUCGAAUCACUUGGACCUACCUAUGUUCGAGGAGAGACUUAAAGAGACCGCGUCCUCUCUUCCUCGCCCUGAACAUAGAGGAUUUCCAUUCGAUUUACCAUUACCCUUUCCCGACUCCAAUCCUAAUAUAAAUUCAAUCGCACGAGAUGAUCUUCCAUCAGGAGGUGAAACGAGCGUCCAUAAAUCUCUACCAGACUUUUUAAGCGACGGUCCUAUACAUAACAGAUCUACCGAUUCAGUACCUACUGCGAGUAUGGCAGAAUCUACAGAAAGAAGGCUUUUACUUGAGAACGAAAUAUUACGUCAGCAAUUGGAGGCAUCUCGAAGGCAACUUAGUGAAAAAAUGGAAAGAAUUCAUUUAUUGGAGGCAGAACUGUUAUCUAAAAAGGAAGUUGAACACGAAGAAACUGUGCACUUAGAAAAAGCGAUGGAACAAGUCGAAGAUAACUUAAAACGAAGUACAAAGCGAGCAGUUAAUGCCGAAAGCACUGUCACGUCAUUGAAGAAAGAGAUUAAGGUUUUAACAACAGAAAUAUCUCUGUUACGACUUGAGAACAGUGAACUUCGAACUAGUAUCUCGGCGGCUGGACAAAGUGAAUCGAACGCUAGUGCCGUUAAUAUGAAUCGCACGGUUAGAAGGCUCGCGCGUGAUUUAUUCGCAGCAGCAUCGUCGGCUGAAGUAUCCCUUAGACAAUUAAUGUCCGGCGUGGACAAUCUAAGAGUACUCGCAUCGACCCUUGAGAACGUGGACAGAAUAGAAGACUGGACCAAAGACUUUUUACCUGAUUCCGAUGAGGACAAUGCCGCCGGUCCUGCAGUAUAAUAGAAUUUUCUCUCUCUUUCUCUCUCUCUACAUAUAUAUAUAUAUAUAUUAUAUAUAUUCGUAUUUUCACACUAUUUCCCUUUUUAUCACUUCACCGUGUAUUCCAUCAAUUCGUAAUUUUGUGCAUCCAGAGAUGAUCCAUGCGUUGAUCGAUUCAACACAUUAAUGCGUUGCUGCGCAAUGUAUUGAUACAUUGAACGCAAUGAGAAUUCAUUAUCCAAUCGUUUCUUGUUAUCUACAUUCGUUGCAGAAUUUUUAAUUCCUAUCCCUCCUGCUUUGCCGCCCAAACAAACAUCCUAACGCAAGAUCGCUUUGAUCUGAACAUAUAAAUACAUAUUAUUUAUGAAAUACUCGUUAUAUUUUUGUAUUUGUGACAAUUUGUAAAAUUUAUGUUUAUUUCCACCAAUGCAGAUUAACAUUGAUCUCAGCAUAAUUUUUUAUCUUUUUCUACUUCUAAGAACUGGAAAGAGGUUAAGAGUAACACUAAGUUCAAAGUUAAUCUACAUUAGUGGAAAUGAAUAACAUUUAAUCAAAUUUAUGACGAUGCAAAAAUGCAGAUAGGCAUCUUCGACGAGAUCGUUAUCACGACCUUUCUCGUUUGAAGGAAUAUAUUUUUUUAGCUGUAUACGUGAACGAAAAAUGCGGAUUUAAGAAAUAAUCGGAAUCUCACGUGAUAUUAUCGUAAAACUGACAGACAUUAAAAGUAUUCGCCUGCAUGCAUCACGCAACACAGCACGUGAUGUAAAGCUAGAAUAUAUUUUUGACAAGAGAGAUAACGAGACUCUUACACCACGUAUACGAUAUGUAUGUACAUAUGAGGCUUUAAAUAGACAUACACACCAGAUGUACACUCAGUCCAA
This is a messenger RNA of Solenopsis invicta (red fire ant), 3057 nucleotides long. RefSeq lists its product as uncharacterized. Bases 614 to 2197 code for a protein of 527 amino acids. The record is from RefSeq and is a predicted model, not a curated record. The transcript is spliced from 8 exons. NCBI's taxonomy places the organism in Eukaryota, Metazoa, Arthropoda, Insecta, Hymenoptera, Formicidae. Gene Ontology annotation, biological process: regulation of cytokinesis; positive regulation of protein localization to cilium; positive regulation of cilium assembly. Gene Ontology annotation, cellular component: centrosome; ciliary basal body; midbody.